Messenger RNA from Paramecium pentaurelia, 192 nucleotides. The record is from the annotation of a GenBank genome assembly. Lineage: Eukaryota; Ciliophora; Oligohymenophorea; Peniculida; Parameciidae.
AUGCAAUAAAAUAACAGUGCAAUUAAACAUCUCAUUAAACCAUUUUCUUUUGAAUUCCCCCAAUUAGAAUAAUUUAGUCCACUAUUUUUAAACAAUCUUAAUUAGGAUUACAUAAUAACAAAUCUACAAUUUAUCAUGUCUCUAUAUUCUUUAAGGGAUAUUAUUUGGACUAUUACUCAAGAACUUUGUUGA